CGCCGGUGUAUCUCCGAUUACGGCCGGGACAGCUUAUAGUUGGGACUAUGAUAAACGCCAAUAUUUUUAUAAAACUUCAGCGUUUUACACCUGAGCUCAUUUAUAGUUGGAAUAACACUACAUCUGUGGAUAUUUUCCUUAUAUGGAAUGCCAUUUGCGAAGUGAGUAUCACCAAAAUUAAGCUGUCAAACGCUACAUUGUGCCUAUCUGUCUUCAGGGCGACAAAACCACCAGCUACUGGGAGUGAAAGCCUACAGCAGCGGCCUUAAAAUUCCAUCGAAAGCUGGAAAGUGAUGCAUCUGUUCAUAUUAUGGAAUUCAUUUUGACACACGGCUUGAGAGCUUUUAUGACAGUCACAGGAGGGGAAAUCACUUUACUGCGGUGUUUCUUUCGCAAAUGAUUUAAGUUAUUUGAAAUUAUUCAGGAAAUUAUUUCGUCUAAAUUGGUCGUAACUACAAAACGAGCGGUACGGACUCCCUAAAGUGUCAUGUAAGAUCGAUCUGCCUCGGUUUGUUCAGUAUUUCAUUUUGCUACAGAUUCCCAGUCUCUAAACAAGGGACAUCCCAAGCAGUUAAGAAUAAUAUUGGUACCACGAAUGCGUUAGUUAUUAAGCAAAUAUCGGACUAUUGGUGUUAACAACGCUACAGUUUCCAUUAUGGCAGUACGAUGCAGUAAAUUCAAAAGACAGUUUAUGUUACUGAUCGGAAUUUUUCUUGUAUUGACAGUAAUUCUUCAGAUUGUGCCCUCGUUUUAUGAAGCACAGAACAAUAUUGUCACGGCUAUGAAGUUCCCACAGUUUGAGAGCCGCUUAUUAAGCAAUAAGUCAUUUACCGUUGUUAAGCGUCUAAAAGAUCCUGUCUCGCUCUGGAAAGUACAUCCGUCAGACGACAGGAUUUUAUUGCAAGCUAAGUUUAAUCCUAAGAUUGACUUAAGUCUCUCGCCUAAGAGGAUUCUUCUGGAACAGGGACUGGCGGGCUGGAACGUCAAAGGCGGUAAACAAACGUUUAAUGACCAUGACUGCCCUGUACAACACUGUGAACUUCAUGGCCAUCCGAAUGGAGAAGUGUUUGACGCUAGAAUAUUUAAGGAAAUAGAGCUGUACAGCCGCUUGCUCCAAGGUGCGCAAGCAGAAGUGCCCCGUCAUUCAGAUCAGGUUUGGAUCAUGUUCGCGCUGGAAAGUCCGGAAGCGUCGCCUUCUUACGAGGGUCUGAAUGACGUCAUAAACUGGACAGCCACGUAUCGCUACGACUCUACGAUGGUGACUCCGUACGAUAAAUUUCAAGUUUAUGAUAAUUUUACUCAGAUAUCUAACUAUAAGUCGGAUAAAAAUUACGCUCAAGGCAAGACUAAACUAGCAGCAAUAUUUGUGUCAAACUGUUAUGCGUCAAACGCAAGAUUGGAAUAUGUGAAGGAGCUACAGCAGUACAUGGACUUGGACUUUUAUGGCUCCUGCGGGAAUUUAAGAUGCGAUAAAGGGUUUGGAAACAACUGCUUUGAAAAUCUACAGAAGGAAUAUAAGUUUUAUUUGUCUUUUGAAAACGCCAACUGUCGUGAUUAUAUUACCGAGAAGUUCUUUCUCAAUGCAUUAAGGCAUGACGUCGUCCCGGUCGUCAUGGGCGCGCAUCCAGACGAUUACAGACGCGUGGCCCCACCUGGAUCCUUCAUCCACGUGGAGGAAUACCCAAAUGCAGAGGCGCUUGCCGGGCAUCUUAAGCGUCUGAAUGAGCUAGACGAUGAAUAUAAUGACUAUUUCCGGUGGAAAAGUACCGGGCAGUUUGUUGAUACUAAAUUAUGGUGCAGAAUUUGUUCAUUGUUAUGGGAUACCGAUCUCCCCCACCAAUUAAUCCAUGACUUAGAACAAUGGUGGCGGGGUGAUAAUAUAUGUAUAGGCAAAGGUCGCUGGGAUGAAAUAUCAAACAGUAGUAAAUUACAUGUGCGAAAAUGAUUACUAGAUGGGUUGCAAAAUACGACGCGUACUUCAAGCUUCGCAUACAAUACAGUUGCUAUCAAAAACUCGCUUAAAACCAUUUGACUUAUAGGUUUAUUGACUUUGGCAUUACUCACGUUUUUAGUGUUUUCUCGAAUGUCAUUAUCAACUUAUUCAAUACCACAUACGUGGAUCAUAGAGAGCGCAAAAGAAGUGACACGUACAUGAAAUGUUCCGAAGCCCUUCUAUUGAUUACUUCUUAACAAUCUGAAAUGUUUAAAAUAAUUGUCCUUAUCUCGCGUUUUCAGCGAAAAUUCUUGGCGGAUGCAGAGUUGAUUUAUAAAGUAUAUGCAGCGGAAAACCAACUCCACUAAAAACGCCCUACCCAACCCACCACACCCCUUCUCCUCUAAACUUGUCCAAGUGAUAUUAUAAGUCAAUUUGGUAUUGCAUUUUGGAAACGAUCUAUACGAACUGUUGUUAGCGAAGUUUUUGCGACAUUGUUGUCGUUUUCAUAAGGCCCAAUACAUACGUUACACAUUCGGCAUUUCUGUUGUCGUUAUUUUUGUUUUUCAUAAACGAACAGAUGACACAAAUAUCUAUACUUGGUGAAAUAAAUACAGCAUUUCGUUUA
Molecule: messenger RNA, 2561 nt
Organism: Mya arenaria
Lineage: Eukaryota; Metazoa; Mollusca; Bivalvia; Myida; Myidae
Product: glycoprotein 3-alpha-L-fucosyltransferase A-like
Exons: 3
Coding region: 656-1945 (429 amino acids)
Cellular component (GO): membrane
Molecular function (GO): alpha-(1->3)-fucosyltransferase activity
Source: RefSeq, a predicted model, not a curated record